This is a messenger RNA of Trichoderma breve, 1269 nucleotides long. Its product is annotated as binding domain of nse4/EID3 to nse3-MAGE domain-containing protein. The transcript is spliced from 3 exons. Gene Ontology annotation, biological process: DNA repair. Gene Ontology annotation, cellular component: Smc5-Smc6 complex; nucleus. The record is from RefSeq and is a predicted model, not a curated record. The coding region runs from base 1 to 1269 and encodes 422 amino acids. Lineage: Eukaryota; Fungi; Ascomycota; Sordariomycetes; Hypocreales; Hypocreaceae.
AUGUCAGCCCGGAAUCCAGAACCUCCAAGUGCACAGUCUGAUGGCUCAGAGCAACCACACCAUCUGCCCUCACGAGGAAGGCUAGCUGUGAGGCAGAGAGAAGACUCACAGGACCAGACGAGCGCCAAACGAAAGCGCACCGACAUGGCUUCGCGAGACCGAGACUCUACACCAGGUUCUACAAUGGAUGAUGAUGAUCUGGACGAUGUGUAUGAUCCGGAUCAGCCUCUGGAAGAGAGACGGAAGGUCCAGCAGGGAUUCCGCGAUCUCCUCCGUGACAUUACAGAGAACAGCGAGGAAUAUCUGCAGGGUGAUUCUCACGGCCUCCACGAGACCAUCUUACGAGCCAACGAACUGUCCAAGCAAGUACGACAAACUACAGAAGCAACCAUUGAUUCACGGCUGCUUGUCAGUACGACCGACCUGUCAUAUCGGAAAACACUACGCCUUACUCAAGGCAGCCUAUCACAGGGGCUUGACGUUGAUGACUUCAUCUCCAAAUGCAUCACAUAUAUGCGAAAUGGUGGGGGGAUUACGAGCGAUCAAUCUCUGGAGCUUUCAAGCACCCAGAGGCAGCGGAGGCGGACCAUACACGAUAGAUCAAACGAUAAUGAUAAUGACGAUGUGGGGGACGAGGGAGACAUGAUGAAUUGGGCUCAUCUCGGCCGUUUUGCUUGCUUGCCAUACAUUAGACGACCUGCGCUGCCCGGCUUCCUUCUAGGUCCGCUAUCGGUGGAAAAGAAGGCACGCAAGGCAGCAAAGCGAAAUGCCCCGUUUCGCCCAAAUAGUUUAACGGAGACGAGGCCUGAAAUUCUCAACGUGGAUGACCUGGCCAAGAAGGAAAACGACCUUACCCAAACAGUGGCAGACUUAAUCACAGACGACAUGGAUGACGAGGAAACUACUCGGAUUAUGCACCAGCAUGGGCUUCGAAGUACAGGAGGAAUCGACCUAAUGCGAUUCGUGGUUAACCCAAAGUCUUUUGGACAGACUAUCGAGAAUUUGUUCUACGUGAGCUUUCUAAUCCGUGAUGGGAGGGUAGAGAUUGAUUUCGAUGAACAUGGUCUCCCCGCGUUAGCACCAGUAGACCGAGAGAGCGAUGACACCGCCGCUAUUCGCCAGGCAACAUCUAAGCAUCAAGCUAUUUUAUCUAUGGAUAUGGAAACAUGGCGAGACAUAAUCGACACAAUGGGCAUCAAAGAGCCCAUGAUUGAACACCGACCCGAACUAACGGUUUCCGGCCCAGGAGCCAGGGGCUGGUAUGGCUAA